This is a messenger RNA of Fulvia fulva, 1059 nucleotides long. RefSeq names its product COP9 signalosome complex subunit 5. The coding region runs from base 1 to 1059 and encodes 352 amino acids. Gene Ontology annotation, molecular function: metallopeptidase activity; deNEDDylase activity; protein binding. Gene Ontology annotation, cellular component: COP9 signalosome; cytoplasm. The record is from RefSeq and is a predicted model, not a curated record. Gene Ontology annotation, biological process: protein deneddylation. The transcript is spliced from 2 exons. Lineage: Eukaryota; Fungi; Ascomycota; Dothideomycetes; Mycosphaerellales; Mycosphaerellaceae.
AUGGCUCCACAGCACGCAUCAGAAACAGAUGGCGCUGCUAAGCUAGUCGACUCGCAACGCGAUGCCCUCUACAAAUACGAUGCCGAGUCGCAGAAGAAGAUCAACGCCGCGAAGCCGUGGCGAUCAGAUCCACACUACUUCAAGUAUGUGCGCAUAUCAGCAGUCGCUCUGGUGAAGAUGGUCAUGCACGCGCGGUCUGGAGGCGACAUCGAGGUCAUGGGCUUGAUGGUGGGCUACGUCGAGCACGAGACAUUCAUCGUCACAGAUGCGCUUCGGCUACCAGUCGAAGGCACAGAAACCCGAGUCAACGCACAGGACGAGGCAAACGAGUACGUGGUGCAGUUCUUGGAAAAGUCAAGAGCGGCAGGUCAAUUGGAGAACGCGGUGGGUUGGUACCACAGUCAUCCUGGAUACGGCUGCUGGCUCUCUGGCAUCGAUGUGACAACACAACACACACAGCAAUCCUUCUCGGACCCUUUCCUGGCCGUCGUGAUCGACCCGCACCGGACUGUAAGCUCUGGCAAAGUGGAGAUUGGCGCGUUCAGGACAUACCCAGAAGGCUACAAGCCGGAAGGCCAGGAGUCAGCAGGAGAAGGCAUGGCCGCAGUACCCAUGGCCAAGGCGCAGGACUUUGGAGCACACGCCAACCGGUACUACUCUCUCGAGGUAUCGCACUUCAAGUCCACCCUAGACAGCAAGUUGCUUGAGGCAUUGUGGAACAAGUACUGGGUCCAGACACUCUCAUCAUCGCCGCUCGACACCAACCACGACUACGUGACCAAGCAAAUCGAGGAUCUAGCAGCCAAGACGAAGCUGGUGCAGGAAGGCGUGAAGCAGCGAUCGGCCGGUAUGCCGCUUGCACCACCGCGAAAGGGCAAGGCUGGUGAGGAGCAGAUGGCGAAGGUCGUCAAGGCGGCAGAAAAGAUUGCAAGCGAGGAGAAGAUUGGCCUUAUGGCAGCCAUGGUGAAGGAGAAGGUGUUUGCCGAUGGCGCUGCCCAGGUAGCAGAGGCCGCGAACACGGUUGAGAAUGGUGCCGACACUCAGAUGAAGGAGGCAUGA